UCUGCACAAGGUUUUCAGAUAUGUUCACCACAUCUCAGACCUCGAGAGCGUGGUUCAUCGACCGAGCCCGCCAGGCCCGCGAAGAGAGGCUGGUGCAGAAGGAGAGGGAGCGGGCAGCCGUGGAGAUCCAGGCUCACGUCCGGAGUUUCCUCUGUCGGAGUCGACUGCAGAGAGAAAUCAGGAGAGACAUUGAUGAGUUUUUUAAAGUGGAUGAUUCCAGAUCCAAUAAAAGAAGCGUGCUUUGUAUUUUUAAGAUUGCCAGGAAGCUGCUCUUCUUAUUCAAAAUGAAAGAGGAUAAUGAGAGAUUUGAGAAACUGUGUCGCUGCAUCCUGAGCAGCAUGGAUGCUGAGAAUGAGCCCAAGGUGUGGUUUGUGUCACUGGCUCUUUCCAAGGAUCUCACACUGCUGUGGAUUAAACAGAUCAAGACAAUUCUGUGGUAUUGCUGUGCAUUUCUUCAGCAGCUCAAGCCUGAGAUCUUACAAGACUCCAAGCUCAUCACGCUGUACCUCACCAUGCUUGUCACCUUCACGGACACUUCCACCUGGAAAAUCCUCCGGGGAAAAGGUGAGAGUCUCCGGCCAGCCAUGAAUCACAUUUGUGCAAACAUCAUGGGCCAUCUGAACCAGCGUGGAUUUUUUUCAGUGCUGCAGAUCCUGUUAACCAAUGGCCUGGCGAGACCGCGGCCUUCUCUGUCCAAAGGCACUUUAACGGCAGCCUUUUCUCUAGCAUUGCGCCCUGUGAUUGCCGCCCAGUUUUCAGACAAUCUGCUUCGGCCCUUCCUCAUUCAUAUCAUGUCUGUGCCAGCCCUGGUGACACAUCUCAGCAUUCUGGCGCCAGAGCGUCUCACUGUGUUAGAAUCUCAUGACAUGCUUCGUAAAUUCAUCAUAUUUUUAAGAGACGAAGAGCGAUGCCAUGACGUCUGUGAGAGUUUAGAAGGAUGCCAUACGCUCUGCCUUAUGGGCAACCUCCUACAGCUGGGCUCGCUCAGCCCCCGAGUGUUAGAAGAGGAGAUGGAUGGGUUUGUGAGCUUGCUCACCCAGAUGCUGUGCUACUGUCAGAAAUACGUGUCACAGAAGAAGUCCAACUUGACCCACUGGCACCCUGUCCUGGGCUGGUUCUCCCAAUCUGUGGACUAUGGACUUAACAAGUCAAUGCCCUUGAUCACCAAACAGCUGCAGUUCCUGUGGGGUGUACCUCUCAUCCGCAUCUUCUUCAGCGACAUCCUGAGCAAGAAGCUUCUGGAGAACCCGGAACCAACCCCCGCGCCACCCACAUCCCCCCAGAACGUGCUCCCAGUGAAGAAUCUCCUCAAGCGUGCAUUCCAGAAGUCAGCAUCAGUUCGGAAUAUCCUGCGGCCCAUCGGUGGUAAGCGGGUGGACUCUGCAGAAGUACAGAAGGUUUGCAACAUCUGUGUCCUCUACCAGACCUCACUCACCACGCUCACCCAGAUCCGGCUACAGAUACUCACAGGUCUGACUUACCUUGAUGAUCUGCUGCCCAAGCUGUGGGCCUUCAUCUGCGAGUUGGGGCCCCACGGAGGGCUGAAGCUCUUCCUGGAAUGUCUCAACAACGACACCGAGGAGUCCAGGCCGCUCCUGGCUAUGCUCAUUCUGUUCUGUGACUGCUCCCGCCACCUCAUCACGAUUCUUGAUGACAUUGAAGUUUACGAAGAACAGAUUUCAUUCAAACUCGAAGAGCUGGUCACCAUCUCCUCUUUUCUGAAUUCCUUUGUGUUUAAGAUGAUCUGGGAUGGAAUUGUAGAAAACGCCAAGGGAGAGACUCUGGAGCUGUUCCAGUCCGUGCACGGGUGGCUGAUGGCGCUGUACGAGCGGGACUGCAGGCGGCGCUUCGCACCCGAGGACCACUGGCUGCGAAAGGACCUCAAGCCCAGUGUACUCUUCCAAGAACUGGACAAGGACAGAAAGCGGGCCCAGCUGAUCCUGCAGUACAUCCCUCAUGUGAUUCCUCACAAAAACCGUGUCCUGCUGUUCCGAAACAUGGUUACCAAGGAGAAGGAGAAGCUGGGACUGGUGGAGACCAGCUCUGCCUCCCCACAUGUCACCCACAUCACCAUCCGCCGCUCCAGGAUGUUGGAGGACGGCUACGAGCAGCUUCGGCAGCUCUCCCAGCAUGCCAUGAAGGGCGUGAUCCGCGUGAAGUUCGUCAACGACCUCGGGGUAGACGAGGCAGGCAUUGACCAGGACGGGGUCUUUAAAGAGUUCCUGGAAGAGAUCAUCAAGAGGGUGUUCGACCCAGCACUCAAUCUGUUCAAGACAACCAGUGGGGACGAGCGGCUGUACCCUUCGCCCACCUCCUACAUCCAUGAGAAUUACCUGCAGCUUUUCGAGUUUGUGGGCAAGAUGCUGGGAAAAGCUGUGUACGAGGGAAUCGUGGUGGACGUGCCCUUUGCCUCCUUCUUCCUGAGCCAACUGCUCGGCCACCACCAUAGCGUCUUCUACAGCUCCGUGGAUGAGCUGCCGUCUCUGGACUCAGAGUUCUAUAAGAACCUCACCUCCAUCAAGCGCUAUGACGGAGACAUCGCUGACCUGGGCCUGACGCUGUCGUACGAUGAAGAUGUGAUGGGGCAGCUUGUUUGCCACGAACUGGUUCCUGGAGGGAAGACCAUUCCUGUUACAAAUGAAAAUAAGAUCAGCUACAUCCACCUGAUGGCACAUUUCCGGAUGCACACUCAGAUCAAAAACCAGACAGCCGCCCUCAUCAGCGGCUUCCGCUCCAUCAUCAAGCCCGAGUGGAUCCGGAUGUUCUCCACGCCCGAACUGCAGCGACUCAUCUCGGGGGACAAUGCCGAGAUCGAUCUGGAAGACUUGAAGAAGCACACAGUGUACUAUGGCGGGUUUCACGGAAGUCACAGAGUCAUCAUCUGGCUGUGGGAUAUCCUGGGCUCGGACUUCACACCAGAGGAGAGAGCCAUGUUUUUGAAGUUUGUGACCAGCUGCUCCAGGCCCCCAUUGCUGGGCUUCGCCUACCUCAAGCCUCCUUUCUCCAUCCGCUGUGUAGAAGUCUCGGAUGAUCAGGACACUGGGGACACUCUGGGUAGCGUCCUCCGAGGCUUCUUCACCAUCCGCAAGCGCGAGCCAGGGGGCCGCCUGCCCACCUCAUCCACCUGCUUCAAUCUGCUCAAGCUGCCCAACUACAGCAAGAAGAGCGUCCUGCGGGAGAAGCUGCGCUACGCCAUCAGCAUGAACACGGGCUUCGAGCUGUCCUAG
Molecule: messenger RNA, 3227 nt
Organism: Elephantulus edwardii (Cape elephant shrew)
Lineage: Eukaryota; Metazoa; Chordata; Mammalia; Macroscelidea; Macroscelididae
Gene: UBE3B
Product: ubiquitin protein ligase E3B
Exons: 26
Coding region: 21-3227 (1068 amino acids)
Biological process (GO): protein polyubiquitination; ubiquitin-dependent protein catabolic process
Molecular function (GO): ubiquitin protein ligase activity; protein binding
Source: RefSeq, a predicted model, not a curated record